Messenger RNA from Paramecium primaurelia, 1252 nucleotides. NCBI's taxonomy places the organism in Eukaryota, Ciliophora, Oligohymenophorea, Peniculida, Parameciidae. The record is from the annotation of a GenBank genome assembly.
AUGAAGCAUAGAGCUGCAACUAAUAGUUUAAAUCAAAAGGAAAAUGAGAAAUGUAUUGGGAAUCAAUAUGCCCUCAAGUAUCGACCACCCUUGCAAUAGGAUUUACUUAUGAAUCUAAAGAAUCAGCAAUUAAAGAAUUUGGAUGCAAUUAGUUAAAUACUGCAAUCUAAAUUUUGUAAAGUAGAGAAGAGAGAUAAUGUUGAAUACUUUAAAUUUGAUUUUAAAAAACAGAAUAUUUGUGAUAGAGUAAAGUUCCUAAUCAAUCAACCAGAUGAUGAUACAAAUAAAACUGAAUAAUUCAAGGCAUAAUAUAAGGUGGGCAGUCGUAUUGGUUAAGGUGCAUAUGCUACAGUGAGAAUUGCAAUAUAGAUAGAGAGUGACACAAAAGUGGCAAUAAAAAUAUAUGAAAAAACUAAGAUUAAAGAUUUAUAGAGAAGAAAAGGAGUGAGAAGAGAAAUAGAGAUAUUAGAGAAAUUAGAUCAUCCUAAUAUAGUUAAGAUUCUAGAUACUGUAGAAUCAAAUAAUCAUGUGAAUAUAAUAUUAGAAUAUGUUAGCGGUCAUUCAUUACACCAUUUGGUUAGGAAGUAAUUAGUAAUAUAUUAAUUUAAAUCUAAAGGAAAAAAGAUUAGAAGAAGAAAUUGCAAAAGGAAUAUUCAAAUAAAUUUUAGAUGCAAUUCAAUAUUGUCAUUCUAAGAACAUUGCUCAUAGAGAUAUUAAAUUAGAAAAUAUCUUAUUAGAAGGGCUCAAUCCUAAAUUGAUAGAUUUUGGAUUUUCAACAUCUUUCCCUAUUGAAAAAAAAGUCAAAAUGUUUUGUGGUACUCCAAGUUAUAUGGCACCAGAAAUAGUUACAAGAUAAGAAUAUAGAGGAGACAAAUCAGAUGUAUGGGCAUUAGGAGUAGUGUUAUACACAAUGUUAUAAGGUGUAUUUCCAUUCAAAGGAGAUACUGAUACAGAAUUAUAUAAUAAAAUAUAAUCAGGUGAAUUUACAAUCCUUCAUGAUAUAUCUAAAGAAGCAAUUGCAUUAUUAUAUGGAAUGUUAACUAUUGAUCCAGAUGAAAGACCUACUGUUGUAGAAUUAUUGAAUUAUCCUUGGUUUAAAAAACAACAAUAAAAUUAAGAAAAUGAAGAAAUCAAAAAGAAACAUAAAUUACCAGAUGAUUUAUAAGAAGAUCUAAAUACAAUAACGAAAAAUAUGUCUUAUAUUACUCCUACUAGUUAAAUUAAAUAAUAGCUUUAUUUUGAUUUUUCNUGA